Gigantopelta aegis is the source of this 1085-nucleotide messenger RNA. Its product is annotated as EF-hand calcium-binding domain-containing protein 1-like. The transcript has 5 exons. The record is from RefSeq and is a predicted model, not a curated record. Lineage: Eukaryota; Metazoa; Mollusca; Gastropoda; Neomphalida; Peltospiridae. Bases 174 to 878 code for a protein of 234 amino acids. Gene Ontology annotation, molecular function: calcium ion binding.
CGAGACACUCGUCGGCUGUGACAGGAAGGGGAGGUCGGGUGUAUAUAUAGUUAUAUACGGUAAAACCAACCGACAGUGCACCGUGUUUCUGUUACGGAUACUUUCGCCGAGUUUAUUCCUCGAACACGACUGGUACCCGAUUGUUUUAAAGCCACUGACGCUAGUUACCGAGGAUGAAAGUGUUUGACGUCACGGUCCUCCUAUUCCUGGUGGUUUCCAUGGCAAUCAUUCCUGGCGACGCCUGGCUGCAGUCUGUGUGGCAGGGGAUACAGCGCGACGCCAAAAAUCUCGGUCAGCGACUGCUGGGGGAGGCGAAGACGUUUGGUACCAAGGUGGUGCAGACGGUGAUCACCCAGUCCCGCCAGACGGCGUGCCAGGAGGUGUGCCCCAAGGUGUGCAGCGACCAGAUAGGCAGGUGGGUCUGUCCGUUCGUCUGUAAUCCAGUCUGUCCGAAAACGCCCGCGGGUCCGCUGGCAGGAAACGGCGAUUUGGUGGCCAGAGUCAAGAGGUCGCUGGUUAAGGGUCAGCAUUACAGCGGCCAUCUAAUGCCUCUCCCCAACAAGUUCUCAGCGUAUGACCUGAACGAGGACGGUGUUGUCAGUCUCGCAGAAAUGGCAGUCUCUGGCGGAAGUGACGUCACAGAUCCGGGAUUCCGGAAAGCAUUUACCUUGUCAGAUGUUGAUGGGAAUGGUGUCCUGACGCCAAAGGAACUGUACCAGGGUCCGUUCGUGUUUGAGAAGGAUGUAGGGAAGUCAGACUAUCUGUAUUGCAAGUACUUGGGAGACCACGUUGAGCUGGAGUCGCAAACACCGUCCAUCAAAGACACCAUCGCUCAGAUUCCGAGGGUUAGGGCUAAAAGCCGAAUUAUUUCACUGUAAACAGAAAUCAGAAGAGUGCAUUGCUAAAAUAGGGGUGUGGAGACGAUUUUAAUGGCGUGUGGGUGGAGGAAUUGGUUUUAAAAUGUUGAGACUGCCCUGAUUAUUAAAACUCUUUCUAGCACAAAAUAUUAUACACGUUAUAGGAAUCUGGGUCAUUCGUUAAAUGAUUAGCUACGUAAUAAUUAUAUAGAAGCAAAGAGUUAAAAA